Messenger RNA from Megalops cyprinoides (Indo-Pacific tarpon), 1283 nucleotides. It is a transcript of the gene rbm48, whose product is annotated as RNA binding motif protein 48. The record is from RefSeq and is a predicted model, not a curated record. Gene Ontology annotation, cellular component: nucleoplasm. The transcript is spliced from 5 exons. Bases 1 to 1101 code for a protein of 366 amino acids. Gene Ontology annotation, molecular function: RNA binding. Lineage: Eukaryota; Metazoa; Chordata; Actinopteri; Elopiformes; Megalopidae.
AUGGCUGCUUCCGAAGGGAGUUCAAGCUGGAGCACCCCAGAAGUUCACAAACACCACGAGCAACAAACAGUUUGUCACACAAGACCCAAAUACAGAGAGGGGAGAAGACCGAAGGCAGUUAAGGUAUACACCAUCAACCUGGAAUCUCGUUUCUUGUUGGUGCAAGGAGUUCCAGCAAUAGGCGUGAUGACGGAACUUGUCCAGCUCUUCGCUCUCUAUGGGGCGAUUGAGGAGUACCGAGUGCUGGACGAGUACCCCGCGGAGCAGUUUACCGAAGUAUAUUUGCUCAAAUUCCAAAAGCUUCAGAGCGCAAAAGUGGCCAAACGAAAUCUGGACGAGAGGAGUUUCUUUGGUGGCUUGCUUCAUGUAUGCUAUGCUCCCGAGUAUGAAUCGGUGGAAGACACCAGGCAGAAAAUACAAGACAGGAGACGAUUUGUUACUAGGGCACUGCAAAAUAAAGCUAAAGAAUGUGACCACAUUGUUGAAAAAAGCAAAAUGGUUCCCACAUCAGAAGUGGCAGUGAGUGAAGAAAAGGAAUCCAGGGACAUUGCUGAGGAGCCAGAGAAUUUGACCACUGACUAUCUUUUUGGAUACCCUUUACUGCCCCCUCCUCCACAAGAGGAGCUUUAUCAGCCCUCAUCCUUUCCUGAAUCAACAUCAGCAGCGUCUUGGGGACACCAAGGCAAAAUUCAACCUGCAGAGGACAGAAUGGGGUCUACCUACCAUUCAGCUGAUAACUGUAAUCCACCAACACCCACUGAACCUCAACAGACACCCUUUUGUGGAAACACGCCAAUGGUUACCAGACAGAGAAAGGACAGUCGUCACACCGCCAGGUUUGUACCAAGGACGACACACUUACAAAACAGGAAGCGAAAAGUGGAGGAGGCCAGUCAGGACUCGCUGUUGGGCAUUGAGGACAAAAGUGAAACUCUGAUUGGACCGAAACUGCCAGAACAACCGAAGAUAGAUAUGGAAGACGAGUCUUUGAAUAUUACAGCUAAUUUAAUCAGAAGCACAAUGACUAAGAUUUCAGCAGUUCCAGAGCACAAGCCAGCAGUGCAGAAAACCACCAAACCCAAGCCACGAAGGAGGAUUUAACAGGCACUCCACGUCGUUAGAGGAAGAACAUCCCAUAAUACUGGAAACCAACAUAUCAGGGGUCUAAAUUACAGACGCCUUGCUGUAAAAGGGGUUGAACCAAAUGGGGUACAUCACCUUUAUGUAAAGGUGGUCUCAUUGUAUGAAAUUUCAACAAAAACCAUUUCUUUCCCAGAAUAUUG